AUUGGCAUCACUCCAGAAUUGAAGAACAAACAAAAUUCAAGCAGCAAGAAAUGGCAAUAAAUAACACAACAUCCAACUACAUUAAAGAGUGUUCAAUAGCCGGCUACACACAUGUCGUUAUUGUGGAAUUUCCUUCAAGUGAAUAUGUCGUUAACCAAGUUUUAACAUCUGUGGCAAUGUGCAUACUAAUGAUUCCUGUAAUACUUUUGAACG
Paramuricea clavata is the source of this 213-nucleotide messenger RNA. The record is from the annotation of a GenBank genome assembly. NCBI's taxonomy places the organism in Eukaryota, Metazoa, Cnidaria, Anthozoa, Malacalcyonacea, Plexauridae.